AAAAGCAGGUGGUCAAAAAGCGAAAAGGAGGCUGGACUUGACUGCGAAGUGUUUAAUUUCAUUAAAAAAAGGCAGCUGCGAGUGAGGCGCGCGCGUCGUUCGGCGGUAACAGCAGGGCAUACAAAUUAUGCGAAAGGGCAUCAUCCACAGCCAAACAAUCAACAGCAACGACGACGCCGCCGACAAAUAUGCAGAAUAUACAGAACUCGACAGCAGUAACGUCAUCGUCAUCCGGGGGAACGAGGACAGGAUGUGGUGCAGUAUUAUCAUCAGCGUCAGAUAGCAGCGGGGCGAUACCGGAGGCAAAAUCCAGAAAAAUCAGUGAUGGCGGCGGUGGCAUUGGCAGCGUCAUCUGCAGCGGAAGCGGUGGAUCCAGCGGCGACAGCUGCUCCCUCCACGAUCCGUCAACGGCGGCCACAAAGGAUGCGCAGCCGCAACAGCAACAGCAGCAGCAGCCCAUGGCCAUACACUAUCUGGCCAGCUUCCAUGAGAUCUGCAUAGUGACCGCUCUGCUGCCUCUGGUGACGCUCUUCACGUGCUUUGUGACCGCCUACGUCUACCAGUACGACGAUGUACACGAGACACAUUGCCGCGUAUAUAAUAUAAUACCCUCGAUAAGUGCAAUUACGGGCGUCAGUCCACAGCGCUACUUCUGGCGUUUUAGCAUUGCGCUACACAUUGGACCACGUAUCCCCAUUGCCUUCGUCUACAAGAACUACUAUCGGUCGCAGCUGAAGCGGAUCAGCCCGGAGCUGGUGCCGCAGGCCAGUUGGCUGAUCAGUCUGAUUCUGGUGCUCAAUUGCAUUGAGAUAGCGGCCCUGGGCGGCGUCACCUAUAUAUCAAAUCGGGAGAACUAUCCCGUGCACGAGAGAAUCUUCAUAACGUUCAUGAUAUGCUCGCUGUGCUAUAUGCUGGCCACCAUCAAGCUGAAUGGUAUCCUCAAUGCUGGCCAGUCGCUGAAUGUCCAACAGCAGCAGUCGAUCAAGUGGAAGAAGUUCUUCUUUGUGGCCUCCAUACUGAGCACCAUCGGUCUGCUAAUCUUUUUUGCCAAACAUCGCUUCUACUGUCACGAUUUGGCCUUCAGCUGGUUCGCGUUCUUUGAGUACUUGAUAGCCAUUGCCAAUAUGCUGUACCAUUUCACCAUCAUAUGGGACUUCCCAUCGCAGUACAUGGUGAUUGUUCAGGGGCCGCUGGAAAAUAUAUCGCAGUACUUGAGCAACAGGCCGAAAAUCGACUAGAGCUGGAGAGCACUCCAUUCGUUCGUUUGAUUUCCGGAUUUUCUUCUCUAGUGUAUAGUGUCUGUGUGUGUGUGAUUCCCAUACGAAGCGUACAAUUAUUGAUCUUCAUCAACUUUAAAGUUUAAACCUAAGCGCUUCCAUUGCAACAGAAACAUUCUACGUGUAAAUCAUUUUUUUUUUUUUCUCAAUUUUCUCUCUCUCCCUCUCUACAAACU
Molecule: messenger RNA, 1453 nt
Organism: Drosophila persimilis
Lineage: Eukaryota; Metazoa; Arthropoda; Insecta; Diptera; Drosophilidae
Product: post-GPI attachment to proteins factor 2-like
Exons: 5
Coding region: 189-1238 (349 amino acids)
Biological process (GO): GPI anchor biosynthetic process
Cellular component (GO): Golgi membrane; endoplasmic reticulum membrane
Source: RefSeq, a predicted model, not a curated record